AUGACCGACAUGGAUAUUAAAAACGCUCUCCUCCGGCUCACCGAUAUCCUGGCCAACCAGCAGCAGCAGAUUGCAGUUCUCCUACAGAACAACGCAGUUCCUCAGGCUGGAAGCGAGAAAAUAAUCGAGUCGCUGGCAACGGGAAUUCAAGAAUUCCGGUUCGACCCAGACGGCGGAAUUUUCUUCGACUCCUGGUUCGCUCGGUACGAAGACGUCUUCAGGCAAGAUGGGCAACAUUUGGACGACGCUGCCAAGGUCAGGCUGCUCCUCCGGAAAGUCGAUACGCAGUUCCACGAACGGUAUCUGGACAGCAUUUUGCCUUGUCACCCCCAAGACUUUGACUUUGAAACAACAGUGACAAAGCUCAAGCGUCUCUUCGGUCGACAAAAAUCGCUGUUCAACGCACGGUACCAGUGCCUGCAGUACAAGAAGGACGACGCAGAUGAUUUCACCGCAUACGCAGCUUCCAUCAACAAAAACUGCGAGGCGUUUCAACUCAACCGGCUUACUAGUGACCAGUUCAAAGCUCUGCGUUUCGUAUGUGGCUUGCAAUCGCCACGGGACGCUGACAUACGAACUCGGCUCAUUAGUAAGCUCGAAGCCGAAGAAAGCGCCCCACCUGCCGAAGGUUGCCAGCUUACCCUGGACAAGCUGGUAGACGAGUGCCACAAGCUCAUCAACCUGAAACAGGACACACAAAUGAUUGAGAAGAAGGACCCCUCAAUCAACGCUGUGUCCCUCCAUCCAAAACCACCCGAGAAGAAGACGAAAAAGGUUCUGAAGACGCCCUGCUGGCUCUGCGGGGACUUCCAUUACGUCCGUGAGUGCCCGUUCCAGAAUUCCACCUGCGGAAAAUGCAAACGCAGGGGCCACAAGGAAAGUUACUGA
This is a messenger RNA of Uranotaenia lowii, 888 nucleotides long. RefSeq lists its product as uncharacterized. The record is from RefSeq and is a predicted model, not a curated record. The transcript has a single exon. The coding region runs from base 1 to 888 and encodes 295 amino acids. NCBI's taxonomy places the organism in Eukaryota, Metazoa, Arthropoda, Insecta, Diptera, Culicidae.